Chironomus riparius is the source of this 2183-nucleotide messenger RNA. The record is from the annotation of a GenBank genome assembly. NCBI's taxonomy places the organism in Eukaryota, Metazoa, Arthropoda, Insecta, Diptera, Chironomidae.
GCGCGACAUUCACACACGAAAAAAAAAAAACAUUUUCGUUCAUUUCCCAAAAAAAAGUGACAAGCAACAACAACAAAAAAAUUAUUGCACUUAAUGACAAUUUUAAAUAUUUAUUUCUGAGUUUAUACAAAUUAGCUAUCGCGUAGAAGAAUAAAUUGUCAAUUGAUUCAAUAAAAAUUCAAUAUUUUUGUGACCUUAUCGAUUGCUGCUGUAUAAUGUGAUAAGGGUCAAUUGUGAUGUGAAAAUUAAAUGACAAAAUAAAUUAAAAAAGAAAUUAGAGGUGCAUUAAGGAAUAAGUCUAAAGUACAAUGUCGGCGUGCCUUAAUCAAAUUGUAUUUCUUUUAUCAAUCGUAUUGAUGAUAAUAAAAAUUGCGGCUACAGAUGUUUGUGAUAUUUGUAGCUGCUUCGAAUACGAGAUAGACACUUAUGUGAUAUCAUGUAAAAGUUACAAGAAUCAUGUUUUAGAAAUCGAUUUUGAGGAAAUUGAGUGGCCACCAAAUGAGAAUCAAAGCCACAUGAAGGCUUUCUUCAAUAAUUUUCCAGUCAAUUUAUUGCCCAAAAUUUCGGGUGAUUCAAAUGUGAUUUCAAUUAAUUUUGAUGACAAUAAUAUUCGGACGAUUGCGUCUAGUCCAUUUGAGCAUUUUAAUAACUUAGAGGAGAUAAGCUUGGCAAAUAAUCGAAUUGCUGAUUUAACUAAAGACUUCUUAAAAUCACAGACGAACCUUAGGCUGCUUAAUUUAUCAAACAACACGUUAUCAGCUAUCGAUCCCAACAUUAUUGCACAUUUGAACGAGCUACGUGAAAUAAAUUUGUCACAUAAUUUCUUAACAAAGAUAACAGCUGACUUUUUAGAAGCGACGGAACACGUUGAGGUCAUACGAUUGGAGAACAACAAGCUUUAUGUUAUCGAUAAUGCAUUUGACAAAAUCAAUUAUUCGUUGCGAGAGCUGUUUCUCGCCCACAAUCACUUCACUGUUAUCACGUCGGCAAUGUUUGAGAAGCUUACUAAUUUAGAAGUAAUCGACUUAUCAGACAACAAAAUAUUGAACAUCGAUAAUGAAGCUUUCACCAAAUUGACUGCUUUAAAGCUUCUCGAUCUCUCAUUCAACAGUAUUAAAAGAAUAACAAUAAAACUUCCAAACUCCCUCCAAUUAUUGUCAAUCAACAAUAAUAAUCUAAAUUCAUGGCCUCUAUUAAAUGUCCCAGAAAACUUGACAGAAUUGGAAAUUCAAGACAAUAGUCUAGACUACUUAUUUCCAACAGACAAGAAUGUGCCAAGCUUAAUAAGGCUAGAUGCAUCGACCAAUUUACUCCAUCAGCUUCCAGAGGCACAAUUUAUAAAUUUAGAGUUUCUUAAUUUAGGAUUUAAUUUACUGAAGGCAGUUCCUCACAAUAUUAAUGAAAAAGCACCAUUUUUGAAGGAACUAAUUCUCGAUGGAAAUGAAAUUUCAGACAUUGAAUUUACUGAAGCAACAACUUUAGUUUCUAUAUCACUUUGUAACUUGACGUCACUACACAAAAUUAAUGCAUAUGCACUGCAAAACUUAUCUGGCAAGAAUUUAACGUUUGACCAACUAGAAACGUGUGUUGCAGUAAAAAUCGCGUAUAAUGAGAAUCUUGUUGAGAUUGAACCCGAUGCAUUUUAUGGCGUACGAUUCUGCGACUUAGAUUUAAGCUACAAUAGUCUUCAGACGAUUCCUCAAAACUUGACAAACUGGGAGAUGAUUGAAAAUGGAGUUAAUCUACAAGGAAAUCCACUUUUAUGUUCAUGUGAACAGGAAUGGAUACUUGAGGAUAUAAUGAAGACUUUAUAUGACAAUGAAGAUCAUCAAGAGCUUCUUCUUGAGCUCAGAUGUGAAAAUCCAGAAGAGCUUAAAGGAAAAAGACUAGUCCAGUUUCUUAAACACGAUGAUCCAUUUUGUAAAGGCACAUAUGAAAGCGAGCCAGUUCUCCAAUCUGGUAUUGGACGAUUCCUUCCAAAUCUGCUACCAAUUAGCGAAGAUUCUAGUCAAACAGGAAAGAAAAUUGAAUUUCAUUUAACACCGUGGACGCCUGGAUUUAUAAUUAUAGUAACUUUAUGUACAAUUAUUUUAAUUUUAAUUAUUAUCGUAGGCGUAAAAUGGCAAAGGGAUCAAAACCUUAAGUUAGCUAGACGGAAUAGACUUUACUAUGAUGAUUACUAA